Messenger RNA from Panicum hallii, 2716 nucleotides. Its product is annotated as U-box domain-containing protein 33-like. Bases 136 to 2568 code for a protein of 810 amino acids. The transcript is spliced from 7 exons. The record is from RefSeq and is a predicted model, not a curated record. Gene Ontology annotation, biological process: protein phosphorylation; protein ubiquitination. NCBI's taxonomy places the organism in Eukaryota, Viridiplantae, Streptophyta, Magnoliopsida, Poales, Poaceae. Gene Ontology annotation, molecular function: ubiquitin-protein transferase activity; protein kinase activity; ATP binding.
CGCCGCUUCUCCCUCCUCGUCUCCUUUGUCGUUUCAUCAUUCAGGUAGUGAAGCCUCGGAUUGAAACCCCUAGACUAGAUAGCCUCCUCCGCCGCCAUCCCUCCUUCCCCUCCCGGGCCGGCCCAAGCUACCGAUAUGGAGGAGGAGCUCGGAGAAGCCAUCAUCCUUGGCCCCGCCGCUGCAUUACGUUUACAGGACCGCGACGACGACGAGCAGCAGCCGCAGCCGGUGUACUGCGCCGUGGGGGGGAUCGCCGGCAAGGAAGAAUGGAAGGCCAACCUGCAGUGGGUGCUCGCCAACGUCCCCCGGAGCAAGCGCCUCGUCCUCGCGCACCUGCGACGACCGCCCUCCCGGAUCAACAUGAUGGGGGCGUGGGUCCCAGUGAGCCAGCUUGCGGAGGAGGAGGUGACCGCGUUCAGGCAGCUGGAGGAGGACAAGAUCGGCAAAGUCUUGGACGACCUCCUGGACAUUUGCAAAAGUCAAAAGGUCAAUGCGAGCAAGAUCAUCGUCGCCAGCGACGAUACAGCCAGGGGCCUUGUACAGCUGGUUGAUGAUCAUGGGGUCACCGAGCUCGUCAUGGGCGCUGCAUCUGAUCGGGCCUACACCAGGAAGAUGCGGGCGCCAAGGUCUAAGAAAGCACUGACGGUGCAGCGGAAGGCGAAUCCCUCUUGCAAGAUCUGGUUUGUCUGCAAGGGAAACCUUAUCUGCACCAGGGAGGCCAGCGAGGGAGCAAACAGAGCAGAAUCAUCCACAGCUAGCACGAGCCCCAGGUCAAGCACUUCUGACUACUCAAGAUCGAAAUCCUCACCGCGCCUGCACCGCAAGACAUUCAGCACGCAAGAAUCAAACGACCCGGCAACAGCAUCAGUUGAUGAGACUCCUACAAGCAGGUGGGUCGAUGCGAUGGAUCACACCAUGGAGGGGUCGGCUUCAGUGUCUGAAAUUGUGGAGUCCGGAGAGGAACCAGCCGCUGAGCAGUUGCUGCACGCCGAGGUCGAAGAGGAUCAGGAAGCACCUUCGCCUGAUGGUUCGGAUGCCGGUGGGAUGAUGGAUGACGCCUUGUAUGAGAAACUCAAGGAUGCGCUCAUGGAGGCCGAGAACCUCAGGCAUGAGGCGUACGAAGAGACUCGCCGGCGUCAGAUGGCCGAGCGCGAGCUCGCCGAAGCGUCCAGGAUGGCCGAUGACGCAGAGAGCUCGUACCGGCGAGAGGCGAAGCACCGCAAGGAAAUGGAGGAAAUGCUGGCGAGAGAGCGCGCGGCGAUGGAGCAGGACAGGCGAGAGCUCAACGACAUACUGGACAAGAUACGCCAGGUCGACGACCGAAGUGCCGAGCUGGAGCUCCAGAUCUCAAGCUCGGAGCGCAUGAUGAGCGACCUCGAGGCCAGGCUCUCGGAGUCUUACAGCCUCCUCGAGACGCUCCAGCCAACGACGGCGGCGGCGAGGGAGGAAACCGAGGGAGCUCAUGACGGUGGGCAGGGAGCGAGCUUCUUGCGGCUCGGUUACUCGGAGUUGGACGAGGCCACCACGCACUUCGACGAGUCUGCAAGGGUUGACGGCGGCGGCGACGGUGGGCGGGGCAAAGUCUACCGAGGGGAGCUGCGCAACAUGGCCGUCGCCGUGAAGGUGCUCCGCCGCGACGUGGCCGUGGACGAGGCCCGGUUCGCCCGUGAGGUGGGAAGGAUCAGCGGCGUGAGGCACCCCAACCUGGUGACGCUCGUCGGCGCGUGCCCGGAGGCGCGCGCCGUCGCGUACGAGCUCGUCCCGGGCGGGAGCCUGGAGGACCACCUCUGCAGGGGCGCCCUGCCGUGGCGCGAGCGCUGCGGCAUCGCCUACGGGGCCUGCUCCGCGCUGGCCUUCCUCCACUCCGCCUCCACGGCGGUGCAUGGCGACGUCAGGCCGGCGAACAUUCUCGUGGUAGGGUCGUUGUCGUCGUCGUGCAAGCUGGCGGGGCUCGGCACGCGCGGGCUGGUGCGCCCCGGCUGCGCGGAGGCGCUGGCGUACGCGGACCCGCACUACCUGGCGACGGGGGAGCUGAGCCCGCAGUGCGACGUGCACGCGCUGGGCGUGGUCCUCCUCCGGCUGGUGACCGGGAUGCCGGCGUUCCUGGCCAGGAAGGCGGCGCGGGAGGCCGCGCGCGGCGGCAAGGCGUGGCACGAGGUGGUGGACGCUGGCGCGGGCUGGCCGGCGGAGCGCGGGCGGGAGGUGGCGCUGCUGGGGCUGAGAUGCUGCGGCGACAACGUGGGAGUGUCCCCCCACGAGGUGCUGGAGGAGGCCCGGGGCGUGCUGGAGGCCGCGUCGACUGCUAGCGGCGACGGCGCGCCGGGCAGGUUGCUGUCGGACGACGGCGCGGCGCCGUCCUACUUCGUGUGCCCAAUACUGAAGGAGGUGAUGCGGGACCCGCAGAUCGCAGGCGACGGGUUCACGUACGAGGCAGAGGCGAUCAAGGAGUGGCUGGGCAGCGGGCACGACACGUCGCCGAUGACCAACCUGAAGCUCCCCACGCAGAAGCUGCUCCCAAACCACGCGCUGCGCGACGCCAUCCACCACUGGCGUGCCAUGCACUACUAGUACUCCUCCUCCUCCUACACACACACACACCAUACACAGCUUUCUUUUAUCUUUUCUUUUUGUUGUGCAAAUUAAUGUUUCCGGUUGUCUGAGUGUGUGAGAUUUUUGGCAUGUGCUACGUGCACUGUGCUGUACAGUUGUUAAAACA